This is a messenger RNA of Closterium sp. Yama58-4, 1497 nucleotides long. The record is from the annotation of a GenBank genome assembly. Lineage: Eukaryota; Viridiplantae; Streptophyta; Zygnematophyceae; Desmidiales; Closteriaceae.
AUGAGCGAUUCGUGCGUGACGGCCAUGCGAAUCCCCCGCGCCCUCUCCUCAACUAACGCCCGCGGGCCCGCGCUGACUCCGCCGCAGAAGCGUGCCGCCGCCGCGUGCAGGAGAGAGGUGCUGAGCGCGCUGCAGCAGUGGGCGGCAGAAGCGAGGCGGAGAGACGCCGAGGACGCCUGCCAGUGGGAGUCGCCCGAGCUGCCGCCGAGCGCACACUCGCAGGUCACACGCGAACCCCACAGCGGCCCUGCUGCUGAUAGCCCCGCUCACCCCGCUGAUAGCGGCCCUGCCGCCGACAGUUCCACGACUACUAGUGCUAGUAGUAGAAUCGUUAGUACCAUCACCGGCGGCGCCAGCAGCACCGUUGACACAAUUUUGAGCGCAGCUGCUGACUUUGUCAGCCCUGGCAGUGCUGCUCCUCUUGCUGCUGCUUCUCCCACUACUCCUAAUUCUCCUGCUGCUCCUGCUCCUGCUCCUGUCGCUGCGCCUGCUGCUGCCCCUGCUGCUGCACCUACUGCCGCGGCCCCAGAAGACUCCGCCGCGCCGCUGUGCUCCGCGGCGUGGGGGCGGGCGGCGCUGGCGCGAGCAGCAGCGGCGAGUGCGUACGUGGGGAGGGCGGUGAAGCGGAAGAUGACGUCACUGGCGCGGAUAGCAGCCGGCGUGGAUGCAGUGUGCCGUGGGGUGCGCGAGAUAGAAGCCAGCCUGGUCGGCGAGUGCGGCGACAAGGGCAAUGCGGGUGGCCAGGGUGGGAGGUGCUUGCAGCUGAAGCGGGAGCAGGAGCGGGAGCAGCAGCUGGAGUGGGAGCAGCAGCGGGAGGGGGAGCAGCAGCGGGAGCAGCAGGGGGAGCAGGAGCGGGAGAAGGAGCGGAGAGCAGCAGCGGAGCGGGAGCGGAAGCAGGAGCAGGAGCAGCGGGAGCAGGGGUUGCAAAGUGCAGCACGUGGCCUGAGGCGUGCUGGCCUGCGGAACGUGGACGUGCAGGUGUGGGUGAAGAGCACAUUCGGUCGGGUGGCCUUUGAACCCCCCACCAACGCCAUCUCCUUCCAGAUGCUUCCGUACAGCCAGGCGUGGCACGCCAUGGCGCAUCGAGCCAUGGCCCGCCUGCCCCAACGGUACAUUGCGGUGCACUACCGCUCUGAGUUCAUCGCCUUCCACCUCCUGCACAAGCUAGUGCAACGAGGCUUCAAGGCGGAGGCAGGCGUGCUGGAGGCGCUGAUGGCGGGGUGCAUGGAGGCGGCGCGCGACGUGAUCAACGGCAUGAAGCGCCGCCACAACAUCUCGGCCGUCUUCAUCAUCGCCGCUGACGUGCCGUUUGACGACCAGGCGGGCAGCGUGGUGCGGUCGGACUCGUGGAGGGAGACCACGUGGAAGUUCCAAGGCCAGGACAGGGUGCUGCAGGCCCCAAGGGAGAAGCUGCGAUGGUUGAGGGAGCAGGUGGCGGGCACAGUGAUGGUGGACGAGCUCUUGCCUGCUGUCAACCAGUAUGACCCCGGUCAGUGA